UACAUGGUUAAUUGUAAAGGGUGGGUUUAGCUAGGGUUUAUGACAAGAAAUAGCAAUAGAGAGAUAGAUGUUGAAGAGAGUGAUUAGUAAAUGGAGGUCAAGGUCAAGAUCAAAUUUUCGGCGUCAAUUAUCGACGGUUGUGCGGCAGACAUGUACAAGUACAGACGAUGAGGGCUCUUGGAACUAUUCUUCUGAAUGGUGGGACGAUGAUUUUAAAGGACAAGCUGUGUUUCAGUCAUUCUCUGACAAGGGAAAUGGUCUUGUUUCUGUUUUGUCUUACCCUUCUUCAACCCCAAACAGGGCUUACUGGCCCGAAAAAGAGAAGUGGCUUCAAGAAAGGUACGCAGAGAUACAUCCAGGCAGCCAACAAGAUGAAAAAUUCAUGAUUCUUGGAUAUCAGUGGCGCGUUCUCCGAUUUAAUACAGAAACUCGCCAAAGCACAGUUAAAAUAAUGGCUGCUUGUAGGGAAUCUGAUGCUGGAUCUGUAUACUUAAUGCAGCAGGCACGUUGUCUAGCUGUUCCAUAUGUGAAGAGUAUGUUAUCUUCGGGGCUUGCUUCCAUCAAGUCAUGUGAUUAUGAUCUCAAGAGUGCUAUACUCGGCAAGAAAACUAUGAAUAUUUUGUGCAUUGGUCAUGGUGGAGGCACCCUACCAUUAUUUUUGGCAGAUAAGAUUCAAGGUGCUAUUGUUGACAUAGUCGAACUUGACCCUGUGGUCAUAUCAGCUUCAACUAAAGCAAUGGCAUUUCCUUCAUAUUCAAUUAUGAACCCAUCUGGUGAGCGUGCAAAUCUGACACCAGAUCCUAAAGAUGAAGUGAUGUGGAAGGGCAUUCAUGAAAGGCUACAACUGUAUGAGUCAGAUGCUGAAGAUUUUGUUGUGAACAGCACAAAACUAUAUGACAUGGUCUUUGUAGAUGCCUAUGAUGGACAAGAUAUCUUCCCACACAAGCUUUGGGACCCACAAUCUCCGUUUCUCAAUGCUUUAAGUGACCGGCUUCAUCCUGAGCAUGGGACAGUAGUAGUGAACCUUCAUGCUGAUACUGACCUGUUUGACGACGAUGACACUUUACCUAGUCAGCUGGUUUUACCAAUGGGAAAAUAUGUCAAAAGUGUGUGUGAAGCAUACAAGAAUGUGAUAGUAGGAAACAGUAAUGGUGGUCUGGCUUUCAACGUAUUGGUGCCUUGGGUUUGUAAUUCAUCUCUCGUUAUCUCAAGAGGUUUUAGGAAGAGGAGUGGAGUCUUGCAUAGGGAUACGGUUCUAGACAUUCUUGUAUCCAACUUGUUUGAAGUUGAGGACAUUCUUAACUUGCCAUUCUCAUGUUUGGAGUACUUAAAAAGGGGUAUUUAUCUUGUCAAUUAGUGUGUGGAGUUGUGCAGGUUAUAUUAUACACGAGCAGAUCAACUAGUUUUAAGCGCUUGCUGCUUGCUCCUUGGGCGUUGGGUUGUUUGGUAUGUUAUUCCUUGAUUUGUUAAGGUUGAUAUUCUGCAAUGUAAAAUUUGUAAAUUGUUCGAACCUUUUAAACAAACUAACCACAACACCUGCUAUUAAUAACGGAGGUUUUGGCCUUUAUGUAAGCCUUAGUUUAAAUAUGUUGUAACCCGUAAAACAUCAUAUAUUGUAAUGCAAGCUACUAGACAUGAUUU
This is a messenger RNA of Daucus carota subsp. sativus, 1641 nucleotides long. RefSeq lists its product as uncharacterized. The coding region runs from base 68 to 1357 and encodes 429 amino acids. The transcript is spliced from 4 exons. The record is from RefSeq and is a predicted model, not a curated record. NCBI's taxonomy places the organism in Eukaryota, Viridiplantae, Streptophyta, Magnoliopsida, Apiales, Apiaceae.